GAUUUUGGUAGGGGGGGAUUUAUGUAUUUUAUGUUUUUAGGUUUAUGUAUUAAACACCUCAAAAACUUAAAGGUCCACACAGCUCCCCCUCCGUAGGACAUGGACUCGCCCAGGGGUUUGAAGUGGAAAGCGGGAGUCAGGCCGAGAGGAGGACACAGAACCCUAAUGGACGUGACUACGUGUCUGAAGUCUCUGCUUCUGGCGAUUCGGCAGUACAAAAACAACAAAAGCACCCUGAGUUCAUCACAGCUGCAGAAACAGAUCGAGGAUGUGUCAGGCCUGAAGUGCUCUAGACUCUUAACAUCUGGUCAGGUGCUUCCCAGCGAGUGUUUGAGUGGCCUGUUGGAAGUAGCCGGAGAUCCAAACACCAGCCAUGCCCUUACUGGGGCCAUCCUCUCUCUGCUGUCACAGCUUGCGUCUGAUGAUGAGAGCAAAGAGGCCCUUCACAGCAGUUACAGCAUUGUUGGAACACUGGCUGCCAUCGUCCACUGGAACAGAGCCACCCCAGAGGAGUCUGUUGUUUUACAAUGUCUUCAGGUCUUACAGAGACUAACUUACAAUGUAAGGAUACUGCAUUGUGCCUCCCACAUAGAUGAACUCCUCAACUUUCUCAUGCUUAAUAUCCAGUCUAGUAACGAUGACAUCACAAAGCCGUGCUUGGGUCUAAUAGCCAAUCUGUGUCGACACAACCUGUCUGUGCAGACCCAGAUCAAGUCCCAGAGCAAUGUUAAGGCUUUCUACAGGGCCUUAAUAAAUUUCCUUGGUCAUAACUGUCUGACAGUGGUAGUCUUUGCGCUGUCUAUUUUAUCCAGUCUAACUCUCAAUGAAGAAGUGGGACAGAAGCUGUUCAAUGCAAAGAAUAUCCACCAAACCUUUCAGCUCAUCUUCAACAUCACUGUCAAUGGCGAUGGUACCCUCACCAGAAAUUAUGCAGUGGAUUUAUUAGUGGAUCUACUCAAAAACCCCAAAAUUGCUGAUUACCUCACCAAUUACAAACACCUUCCUGUGUGCCUGAACGAAGUGGUUGGCCUACUCCAUGGAAAAGACCCUGAUACUGCAGUUAAGGUGCUGGAGCUGCUUGUGUCUCUGUGCUCAGUUCCAGCCCUGCGCAGACUCUGCUGUGAAACAGUGAUCCGGCCUGUGGCCCUUCGACUUCCGCCAGGAGUUAGGAGUGGAGCCCAGACUAGAGGGCCAGAGCCAUGUCUCGACCUUCUCCAGUGGGCCACGGGGCCCCUGCAAGGACCAGAGCAGUGCUCCCUGCUCGCUUUAUCUCUGCUUACUGAGCUGUUUGAGGAGGUGAUUGAUUCUUCACUCUCUGGUUCAGCUCACUCAUUUGUGGAACUCCUUCUGCCAGCUCUGCAGGGCUUACUGCAGGCUCCUGAUCCUAGUGAAGGAGAGCAGCUGCUGAGGAGACACUGUGUACGAGCAGGACGCACUGUGGAUCUUCUGCUUGUUCUGUGUGGAGAAGAUUUCUUGAAGACUCUGGUUUCACAGCACAUGAGUUCAGAGUUGUGUGCAGCACAGGUGGAGCUAAUGCUCUCCAACACACAGGACUACAUCGGCUCCAGCUGCUCCGGUUCUGACUCUCAGCUCAGCCAAUUGUGCUCUGAGACCGUACUGAAGACUCUGGAGCUGAUGAGCCAGCUAAAGCAGCAAGUGCCCGACAUGGAGACCAGAUUUUACAGGAUCCUGCAGGACCAGCGUAUGGUGAUGCCCCUCUCUCUGGCUCUAACAUCUAACCGCAGAGAGUGCGUGCAGACUGCCCUGCGCAUUCUUUUUGAAGCAGCACCAUUGCCCGAUUUCCCUGCUGUCAUUCUAGGAGAAAGUAUUGCUGCCAAUAAUGCCUACCGGCACAGGGAAGCUGAACGGGCAGUCAGGGGCAGCACUGUCCAGGGGGAUGGAGUCUCAUUUGGCAAGAGUUUUUCUCGUCCUUCCACAGGCCCUAGCGGCCCCUCUGGCCAGAACAUUGACAGCCUGAUUGAGAAGCUCCAGAGUGGAAUACAGUUACAGGAACCAAUGAAAGAUGUGCACAUGUCCGAGAUCAUUGAUGUUUACGAACAGAAAAUCUCUGCCCUGGCGUCUAAGGAGGGUCGUCUGCAGGACCUGUUGGAGGCCAAAGCUCUGGCUCUGUCUCAGGCCGACCGGCUCAUUGCUCAGUACCGCUGCCAGAGAGCACAAGCUGAAGCUGAGGCACGAAAGCUGGCAUCACUAUUAAAAGAGACAGAGAGGAGAAAGGAGGAGCUGCAGGCUGAGCUCAGUGUGCAGGUUCUAGAGGUAGAGAAGCUGAAGACUGACAGCCAUCAGCUCCUGCAGCACAACAGCCGACUGCAGACUGUGUCUGAUGAACACCAGAACCUGAAGGGCACCUACAAUCAGCUGCUCAGCAGGUAUAACAAGAAUGAGGGAAUGCUGAAGGAACUCCAGGCUGCCCACAUCUCUCUUACCCAGCAGGCUGAGGGCUUGAGGAAAAGUAAUGAGGGAUUCAAACUGCAGCAGGAGAGGCUUUCAGCAGAGUUGGUACAGAAAGAACAGCACAUCGCCACAUUGGAGGAAACUGUUCAAGAGAAACGUGCCACUAUUGCUGGUUUGCAGGCUGAGAUGAGGAGGCAGGAGGAGCAGGCUAGCGAGAUGGAGGAGAGCAUGAACAUUCUGAGGAAGGAGCUCAACAAGACCGAGCAGGCCAGAAAGGAGGCCAGCAUUAAGGCUUCAUCUCUGGAGCUGCAGAAAGCCCAGGUAGAAUCCAGACUGCAGAAGAGGGAGGAGGAGCUGAGCAAGCACACACAGAUGAUCGCCAUGAUCCACAGCCUCAGCAGCGGCAAGCUCAAAAACGAUGCAUCAGCCAAUCUCUCUCUCUAAUACAUUUACUCACUCCUAAUAAACACUCAGACAGAUAUGACCCACGCCUCAACUAGUGUCACACCCCUGACACCUCAACGUACAGUUCACUUACCCACAGAAACAAAUUCUCAAUCAUAGGCAAACUUGGGAAACACACACAAAGAAAAAACUCUGUAGGUUUGAAAUACUGCUAAUGAAAUGUAUGCAAAAUGAAAUAGUAAUUUCAAUAUGAUACAAUACGUAAUUCAUUUUAAUGAUUUUUAAUUGCAAUCCAAUUAACUUAUUGCCUUUUGUAUGUGCUGUAUUUUUCUGUCAUACCUUCUCCUGACAUAUAAUUUUUAAACAAAUCAAUAAAUGUUGCCUAUUAAAUAAAAAUGGUCAGAUAUGAACAAGUAUUUGCUAAUGUACUGUUUUGUGUAAAUGGUUAAAUGUCACUCAAAUAUUAUUGUUAUUUUUUUCUCCCUAAGUAUGAUGCUGUUAGCCAACAUAAUAUUCAAAUAAUCAUGAUGGCUAAUUCAAUGCAUUUUCUGAUUUAAAAUGUAGUGCAACCAGUAGAUGGAGCCAUGAUCCAAAACAUUUAGACCUGGCAAAAAAAGUUGCCUGUAACUGUUACAGGGGCAGUUUCCUGAGCAAGGAUUAAAUCUAGUCAUAGUAUAGUUUAUUUUUAUAUAUUUUAUAUUUUUUGUAUAUACUUGAAGACCCUGUCUUGAUAACUGCCCCAAAGUGUCUAUAUAAUGGCACUUCAGUUUAGUGUUUAUAUGUCCUGUAACUGGAGUUGAAAAUGUAAAAAAAAAAAAAAUAACAUUAAUUAGAUAAAUUAAUUGAACGUCAGUUCAAAGGUGAUUUAGAUAUUAUUAGUUGUAGCUGUAUUUGAUUUUGAUUUUUAUGAUAUACUUAAAAUUGUUAGACACUGUGAGUGACUUACAAUUUAAUCAUCUUUUUGAGGACACUAGGCAAAUGUACACAUAAGGGAAAAUAUACAUUCUAUAUAUGAAAUACUCAAAUACAUUCAAAAUCACUUCACAAUGGAACAGUAAUCUCAGAAUGUGAUGCAAUAUAGGAAACAUUUUAAGGAUUAUUAAUUCAUUGAAAUGAGAUCUAGUUAGUAUAUUGACUUUUUUUUUCCAUUAUCACCCAACAUUUAUAAAUAAACAUUAAUAAAUGGAUUUCUGUUACACUAAAUAGUUAAACUUAUUAAAUGUUUUACUGGCAAAUGAUACACAAAAUAAGAUUUGUUACACUGAGAAUUUUUGUUCUUUAAACAAAAAAGUUUAGAAUAAUAAUGCUAAUGCAAUAAUGCUAGCCAAGCCAAGUAUGGAGCAUAGACUGUAUAUAAGUGUGGACAGGACGACAGGGGGUGAAAAUUAAAGCUACUACGUCUCAGACAUGUGGGCGGGGUUUGGGCAGUUACACGGUCCCGCCUCCCACCACUGUUGCUGCUGUUCCAGCUUCACUUUGCCCUGCGCAAGUGCAAAUGAAUAGGUACUUCCUGUCCAUACUUAUAUACAGUUUAUGGUAUAGAGAUGGAGCCAUAAAACAAAACAAUAUGACUAUUUAUUUUUUUGUAUUUCAGCAGAAUCACUUCACAUUUUACUUAGUGUGCAGUUUACUCCCAAAAUGUGUGUACUGAAGUUCCUCAGAUAGUUAGCUGAGUCACAUUUAAACACACAUUCUUUUUUGAAUAGUCAUAGUUUCACUCACUGUUCUUAAGCGAGAGGACAUAUCAUUCCAAACAUUAAUAACACAUUCUUUAUUUAUAACUCCACUGCUUGGUACAGUAGUUUGGGCUGUGUUUGGCUUUAAAUAGGCAUGCUGAUUAUGGAUUAUGAGAUUUGGAUUAACUGUGGUGAAAGGUUCUCUGUUGUUGUUUUGCUGUUGAGUUAUUAGUAACCUUACUGCAUAGUUUCUGUUUUCAUUUACAGAACAGGUUACUGAACAUCCCUGUGAUGGAAUGUGUCACAAGAAGUUUUGAGUUUCUGUAUUCGUGUUUGUGUUUAGAUCACCAAUAUGUGUCAUUUUUGUUGUCUGCCACAGCUUAGUCCAGAAUUUUACAUUUAUAUUGAAAAAAGGGCAUAUAUGGGUUUUACAUCCAACCUGGCUUAACAGUGUAUAAAUUAAAACCACCUUAUUAAUAACCUUAAAUUCUUUGGGAUUUAAAAGUAAUUCCAGUAAGUUACUUAGCAAUUCUCUGCGUUAUUGUUCUAUCAAUAUUUUACUUACAUUUAACUGAUUAAAAAUGUCUAGAGCUGGUUUUGAAUGUGGCAUAUGAAUUUUAAAGCUGUUGUUAAUACUGAAGUUCACUAAAAGAUGGAAAAAAUGAGUAUUUGUAGUUAGUGAUCAUGCUUUUGUCACGUGUUAACUCAAACAUUUGAUAGAGGUCUAAAUGCUAGUAAUUUUUAUUAUCAUCCCCUUGUCUCUUGUUUCUAAGAAUAUUUGUUAAAUAACAAGUGCCUUCCACAACUUUCCAUAACUAAAAUGCCAUGACUUUGCUCACAAAUAAAUGACCAAAUUGACAAAUACUA
Astyanax mexicanus (Mexican tetra) is the source of this 5360-nucleotide messenger RNA. RefSeq names its product cellular inhibitor of PP2A (gene cip2a). The coding region runs from base 100 to 2856 and encodes 918 amino acids. NCBI's taxonomy places the organism in Eukaryota, Metazoa, Chordata, Actinopteri, Characiformes, Acestrorhamphidae. The transcript has 23 exons. The record is from RefSeq and is a predicted model, not a curated record.